UCGAUGGGCUCCUUAUAGCCGACCUUCUCCAGCUCUGUCUGUAGGCAGGCCUUGAGGAAGGGGCCGUUCAGGAUGGAGAUCACAGAUGACUUCAUAGCUGCGUACCAAGCAAACUACGGCGUUGGAGAAUCCACACAACAAACAGAACAACAAUCAGCAUCAACAACACAACAAUCACAACAACAACAGAAGAAAGCAAAGAAGGACCUGAAGCCGGGAGAGAAGAGGAAAGCAAAUGAACCGGAGUGGUUUGAUGUGGACGAAGGGAAAAAUACAAACGUUUAUGUUUCUGGUCUUCCGACAGACAUCACUGAUGAGGAGUUUCAGGAGAUGAUGCAGAAGUGUGGGAUCAUCAUGGAGGACACGGAGACAGGACGGCCCAAGUUCAAACUGUACCGGGACCAGGAGGGACAGCUCAAGGGGGACGCCAGGUGCUGCUAUCUCAAGAAAGAGUCUGUAGAUCUGGCCCUACAGAUCCUGGAUAACUAUGAGUUACGGGGACACACCAUUCACGUAGAACCCGCCAAGUUCCAGCUCAAGGGAACGUACAACCCCGCGCUCAAGAAGAAGAAAAAGAAGCAGAAGAAACAGAAAAACAUGCAAGAAAGACUUCUGGACUGGAGACCGGAGAGAAAAGAGCCACUCCGCCCCAAAAACGAGCGAGUGAUGAUCAUCAGGAACAUGUUCCACCCCAAGGACUUUGAGGAGGACCCUCUGGUGCUGAAUGAGAUCAGUGAUGACCUGAAGAGCGAGUGUGAGAAAUUUGGCAUCGUCAAGAAAGUUCUCAUCUUCGACAGGCAUCCUGACGGUGUUGCUUCCGUGGCGUUUAAGGAAGCUGAGAUGGCGGACGCUGCCCUCGCCGCGCUCAACAACAGGUGGUUCGGAGGUCGCCAGCUCAACGUGGCCUUAUGGGAUGGGGUCACGGACUACCAGAUCCAGGAAACCGACAGAGAGCGGGAAGAGAGGCUGAAGAAGUGGGAGGAGUUUCUGGACCAGGGGGCCGACAUCAAGAAAGGGGAAACCACGGAAACCAAAACGUCAAAAACAACAACAGCAGGCAGCAGCAGUACAUCGGGCGAGUCAGAUAGAGGGAAGACUGAGGGAUGAAAGUGUGAGAGUUUUUUCUCAAAAUCAAAGUUUACCAGUGUUUGUAGUUAAUGCUGUAGAUAUCUAAGCCUUUUUUUCCAACACAAAAAAUAUGCCAAAUGGACAGUCAUAAUGUACAAUGUAUUCAA
This is a messenger RNA of Branchiostoma belcheri (Belcher's lancelet), 1235 nucleotides long. Its product is annotated as HIV Tat-specific factor 1-like. NCBI's taxonomy places the organism in Eukaryota, Metazoa, Chordata, Leptocardii, Amphioxiformes, Branchiostomatidae. The record is from RefSeq and is a predicted model, not a curated record. Gene Ontology annotation, biological process: mRNA splicing, via spliceosome. Gene Ontology annotation, cellular component: U2 snRNP; U2-type spliceosomal complex. Bases 73 to 1107 code for a protein of 344 amino acids. Gene Ontology annotation, molecular function: RNA binding. The transcript has 8 exons.